UAUAAAGAAUUGUGUAUUUAAAUAAGAAGAAAUCACUGUCAUUGCGUUGUUGGAUUGCAAUGCUUUGUCAUUGUGAUUUGUGGGUGAAAAGGGCACUAUGGUUAUUUUAUUCGUAGAGUGUGUCGAUACACAGAAGAUUUAAAGCAGUGGAGAGGGAGAGCAUUUGCCCACACUGAAACUGAAGAAAAAUAGAAAUGGAAGAAAUUGGGUUUUUAGGGCUAGGAAUCAUGGGGAAGGCCAUGUCCAUGAACUUACUCCGCCAUGGCUUUAAGGUCACUGUAUGGAACCGGACUCUUUCUAGGUGUGAUGAGCUGGUGGAGCAUGGAGCUUCAGUAGCAGAAACCCCUGCAGCAGUAGUUAAGAAGUGCAAAUAUACCAUUGCGAUAUUGUCUGAUCCUUCUGCAGCUCUUUCGGUGGUUUUUGAUAAAGAUGGUGUUCUUGAGCAAAUUUGCAGUGGAAAAGGUUACAUUGACAUGUCAACUGUUGAUGCUGACACGUCUUCAAAGAUCAACGAGGCAAUCACAUCAAAAGGUGGUUCUUUCCUUGAAGCUCCAGUUUCAGGUAGCAAAAAGCCUGCUGAAGAUGGUCAACUGGUAAUUCUUGCUGCUGGGGUGAAGGCACUCUACGAGGAAGCACUUCCUGCUUUUGACGUCAUGGGGAAGAAGUCAUUUUUCCUUGGCCAUGUUGGAAAUGGAGCAAAAAUGAAACUUGUUGUGAACAAGAUAAUGGGGAGUAUGAUGAAUGCAUUUUCAGAGGGACUUGUACUGGCUGACAGAAGUGGAUUGAGCCCUAAUACUCUUCUGGAUGUGUUGGACCUAGGUGGAAUUGCUAAUCCAAUGUUCAGGAUGAAAGGACCCACCAUGAUUCAGGGCAGUUACUCUCCAGCAUUUCCUCUGAAACACCAGCAGAAGGAUAUGAGAUUGGCUCUUGCCCUCGGGGAUGAGAAAGCGGUAUCAAUGCCAGUGGCAGCUGCUGCCAAUGAGGCAUUCAAGAAAGCCAUAAGCAUGGGUUUGGGGGACCUUGAUUUUUCGGCUGUGCACGAGACCGUGAAGGUUCCUGAACAUUAAUCCUGGUUUGACGCAUAUAGAUUAAAACGUGAAGCAUGAUUGCUGGCAUAAAAUUUCCUUGGUGAUUAUGGAAGCCAAAGCUUCGUGUUCCAGCUAAUAAAUAGUACUGUGUGAUGAUUUGCUUCUAAUGAAUUGUUCAUUGUAAGGGCAUGAAUAUUUCACUUACCCAAGAUCUUGUGAAAUAGGAACUUUUCAACGGGUCGAACCAGUAAAAAUUGCAGUAACAAAUAUGAAAUGAAUCACAUGCUUUGUUCAA
Molecule: messenger RNA, 1323 nt
Organism: Cornus florida
Lineage: Eukaryota; Viridiplantae; Streptophyta; Magnoliopsida; Cornales; Cornaceae
Product: glyoxylate/succinic semialdehyde reductase 1-like
Exons: 8
Coding region: 195-1067 (290 amino acids)
Cellular component (GO): cytosol
Molecular function (GO): NADP binding; NAD binding; 3-hydroxybutyrate dehydrogenase activity
Source: RefSeq, a predicted model, not a curated record